Molecule: messenger RNA, 3357 nt
Organism: Mercurialis annua (annual mercury)
Lineage: Eukaryota; Viridiplantae; Streptophyta; Magnoliopsida; Malpighiales; Euphorbiaceae
Product: probable LRR receptor-like serine/threonine-protein kinase At3g47570
Exons: 3
Coding region: 114-3146 (1010 amino acids)
Biological process (GO): protein phosphorylation
Molecular function (GO): protein kinase activity; ATP binding; receptor serine/threonine kinase binding
Source: RefSeq, a predicted model, not a curated record
CUGUCAUAAUUAUAUCCAUAAUUCAUUGAUGAACAACCAAACUCAUCCUCUGAAAUAACUUAUCCCAUUUCCUCUCUUUUUCAAGUCCAAUUGCCUCAGAUUAACUGCACAAAAUGGGGAUUUUUGGCAGGAGCCUUGUUGUUAUUAUUAUUCAUCUCUUUUCAAUAUUUACCUUACUUCAUGCUGCAACCAAUGAGACGGAUCGACUAGCUUUGCUCGAAUUCAAGGCUAAAAUUACUGACCCUCUUGGUGUCAUGACUUCAUGGAAUAGCUCACAUCAUUUUUGCCAAUGGUACGGCGUCGUAUGUGGGCGUAGACAUCACCAGAGAGUUACAGUGUUGUAUCUAUAUAGCCUUCAACUUUCGGGUUCGAUAUCACCACACAUAGGCAAUUUAAGCUUUCUAAGAGAGCUGUAUCUCUACAAUAACAGCUUAAGCUACGAGAUUCCUCCUCAAAUCGGCCUUUUGAGCAGACUGCAAGUAUUGUAUCUAUACAAUAACUCACUUAGCGGCGAAAUUCCUUCCAACUUAUCUGCUUGUUCUUAUCUCACUGAUUUACAUUUAUAUCACAACAAGCUGACAGGUGAAAUCCCUAGAGAGCUCACCUUCUUGACGACGUUGAAACUAUUGUAUUUGGGUCGAAAUCAGUUAACAGGAACUAUCCCUCUGUCUAUUGGAAAUCUGUCAUCUCUUGAGAUACUUCACCUGUCUCAAAACAAUCUGCAUGGAGUUAUACCUGAAUCCAUGGGCCAACUAAAGAAUUUGACUCUUUUCGGGCUCGGUGCUAAUCAAUUUUCAGGCAUCAUCCAUUCUUCAAUCUUUAAUCUCUCGUUGAUUCAAGAUCUAGAAGUGAGCAACAAUUAUUUAGAGGGAAGUCUUCCGGUGAGCUUAGGUGCGUCUCUUCCGAAUCUCCGCUUCUUUUCAAUUUUUAGAAACCGAUUCACUGGUUCCAUUCCAUCAUCACUUUCUAAUGCAUCAGAUUUGGAAACUUUUCAAAUAGGCAAUAAUAACUUCACUGGAAUUAUACCCUCUUUUGAAAAAAUGAAAAACCUGACAAACCUUUUGCUUGAUAACAACCAUUUUGGAAAUGGAGAUGAAGAUGACUUGAAGUUUCUGUAUGGCUUGACUAAUGCCUCUGCUUUAAGUGUAAUAAAUUUAAGCUCUAACAAAUUCGGAGGGAAGCUGCCUGAACAAAUUGCUAACCUUUCGAAGCAACUCGAAAUAUUUUCUAUCACGGACAACCAAAUACAUGGAACGAUCACAACUGGCAUAGAGUUUCUUGUUAACUUGAAUACUUUUUAUGCAUCAGAGAACAACCUGUCAGGUACUAUUCCUUUCAGCAUUGGAAAGCUCCGGAAUCUAGCAAAACUUUCGUUGUCCGGAAAUGGUUUUGUUGGAUCUAUUCCGUCCUCUUUAGGCAAUUUGACACAAUUGAUUGAAAUUUCUUUAUCUGACAAUCAACUUCAAGGUUAUAUCCCUCCAAGUUUAGGUAAUUGCAAACGGUUACUAGAAUUGAAUUUUUCCAAUAAUAAUCUUACCGGUUUCAUACCUAUACAAAUAUUUGAAAUCUCUUCAUUAUCAAAAAUACUUGAUUUAUCUACCAAUCGUUUGCAUGGUUCCAUUCCUAACCAAGUAGGAAACUUGAAACAAUUGGGAGCAUUAUAUCUUGAUAACAACAUGUUAUCAGGAAACAUUACUGGUGCUCUUGGCAGUUGCGUGAGUCUAGAGACGUUAUCCAUCAGUCGUAACUUCUUUCAAGGGUCGAUUCCUUAUUCUAUAAACACAUUGAAAGGCCUUCAGUUGUUGAAUCUUUCCUACAACAAUAUUUCAGGAAAGAUUCCAAGUUUCUUGACGAACUUUAAUUUAUUAGAGUUGGAUAUUUCGUAUAAUGAUUUUGAAGGCAUGGUGCCAGUUGAAGGAAUUUUCAAGAAUGCAGCUGCAACAUCAAUAGUUGGAAACAAGAGAUUGUGUGGUGGAAUAAGUGAAUUUGGCCUCCCUACAUGCAAAUCUGAUCACAAGCCGAAAAGUAAACAACGACGAAAUGUAGUAUUUAUAGUUUUAGUGUUGAUAGGAUUAUUAGCAUUAAUACUUGGUUGCUUGAUUCUCUGGUUUGCAAGAAAGAGUAGACAAAAUUCAGCGUCAUGCGAUUUUGAGAAUACUAAUUUACUGAGAUUGUCUUACCAAGAUCUCCUUAAAGCGACGAAUGAUUUUUCUUCAAAUAAUUUAAUUGGUGCGGGUGGAUUUGGGUCUGUAUAUAAAGGAAUUCUUGAGCAAGACGGACUUGUAAUUGCAGUGAAAGUGUUUAAUCUUACGCGUCGAGGAGCAUCAAAAAGUUUCCUAGCUGAAUGCGAAGUGUUAAGGAAUGUCAGACAUAAAAAUCUUGUCAAAGUACUCAGUGCUUGUUCUAGUGUUGAUAAUGACGGCAACAAUUUCAAAGCUUUGGUUUAUGAAUUCAUGGAUAACGGGAGCGUGGACGAUUGGCUGCAUCCAACUCAUCAUUCGAGAAAUUUAAACAUUGUUCAAAGGUUGAAUAUUGCGAUUGAUGUAGGUUGUGCUCUAGAGUAUCUUCAUUGUCAUUUUGAAAAACUACCCAUAGUUCAUUGUGAUCUAAAACCAAGCAACGUUCUUCUUGAUAAAGAAAUGACUGCACAUCUAAGUGACUUCGGGUUAGUCAAGUUCCUUCAUAAGAAGAUGAUUCAUUCUAUUCCAAAUGAGUCCAGCUCUCUUGCAGUUGUAGGAACUAUUGGUUAUUGCCCUCCAGAGUAUGGCAUGGCAAAUGUUGCUUCAACAUCGGGUGACAUAUUUAGCUUUGGCAUACUUUUGUUGGAGAUGUUCACCGGUAAGAGACCAGACGAUCACAUGUUUAAGGAGGGACUAAGCCUCCACAACUUUGUCAAAAGAGCUUUACCCGAACAAGUGAUAGAAAUUAUAGAUCCCGCUCUUCUCGAAAUGGAGGAAGAACCAUUGAUCCAUUUUUACUAUUCCACGAACAUGAUGAGAAAAAAUAGACUUAUUGAGUUCUUGAUUUCAAUAUUAGAUAUUGGAAUCUUAUGUUCUUCCGAAGCACCACAUGAACGCUUGAAUAUUAAUGAUGUUGUUACUCGACUCUCUUCUAUCAAAAACAAAUUACAAGUGCCAACAGGUUGAAUAUGAAUGGACAUGAAAUGCGAUCGAGUUGAUAAGAAGCAUACGAUAUUCAUGGAGUUACUGAAUAUUUUGGUUAGGAUAAUAAGCUAGACAUGUAAAAUGUAAAGCUUAUUAAUAAUCUUAUGUUAUUCUAAAAAUGUGAUCCUGUUAGAAACUCUGCAAUAAAAGGCUUAUGAUAGACAAGUUUAUGUACUGUCUUAUAUUCUAACAA